Molecule: messenger RNA, 3579 nt
Organism: Acanthosepion pharaonis
Lineage: Eukaryota; Metazoa; Mollusca; Cephalopoda; Sepiida; Sepiidae
Source: the annotation of a GenBank genome assembly
AUGGGUUUCUUCUGUUGGAAAGAAAGUGAGAGGCGAGCGAGUAUUUUAUACUUACUAUCUCACCUGAUUCAUACAUUUAUUCCAUCUUUUAUUUUCUUUGCAUCUCUCCUCCAUUUUUCCACUCUUUCUUUGCAUCUCUCCUCUCUUUUUACUUCUCUUUCUUUGCAUCUCUUCUCUCUUUUUACUUCUCUUUCUUUGCAUCUCUCCUCUCUUUUUACUUCUCUUUCUUUGCAUCUCUUCUCUCUUUUUACUUCUCUUUCUUAUUGUCUCUUCUCUCUUUUUACUUCUCUUUCUUUGCAUCUCUUCUCUCUUUUUACUUCUCUUUCUUUCAUCUCUCCUCUCUUUUUACUUCUCUUUCUUUGCAUCUCUCCUCUCUUUUUACUUCUCUUUCUUUGCAUCUCUUCUCUCUUUUUACUUCUCUUUCUUUGCAUCUCUCCUCUCUUUUUACUUCUCUUUCUUUGCAUCUCUUCUCUCUUUUUACUUCUCUUUCUUUGCAUCUCUCCUCUCUUUUUACUUCUCUUUCUUUGCAUCUCUCCUCUCUUUUUACUUCUCUUUCUUUGCAUCUCUUCUCUCUUUUUUGCUUCUUUUCUUUGCAUCUCUCCUCUUUUUUACUUCUCUUUCUUUGCAUCUCUUCUCUUUUUUUACUUCUCUUUCUUUGCAUCUCUUCUCUCUUUUACUUCUCUUUCUUUGCAUCUCUUCUCUUUUUUACUUCUCUUUCUUUGCAUCUCUCCUCUUUUUACUUCUCUUUCUUUUGCAUCUCUUCUCUCUUUUACUUCUUUCUUUUGUCUCUUCUCUCUUUUUACUUCUCUUUCUUUGCAUCUCUUCUCUCUUUUUCUUCUCUUUUCAUCUCUCCUCUCUUUUUACUUCUCUUUCUUCCAUCUCUCCUCUCUUUUUUGCUUCUCUUUCUUUCUUCUCUCCUCUCUCUUUUUACUUCUCUUUCUUUUGCAUCUCUUCUCUCUUUUUACUUCUCUUUCUUUAUCUCUCUCUUUUACUUCUCUUUCUUUUGCUUCUCCUCUUUUUUACUUCUCUUUCUUUGCAUCUCUUCUCUCUUUUACUUCUCUUUCUUUGCAUCUCUUCUCUCUUUUACUUCUUUUCUUUGCAUCUCUUCUCUCUUUUUUACUUCUCUUUCUUUGCAUCUCUUCUCUUUUACUUCUCUUUCUUUGCAUCUCUUCUCUCUUUUUGAUUCUCUUUCUUUGCAUCUCUUCUCUCUUUUACUUCUCUUUCUUUGCAUCUCUCCUCUCUUUUUUACUUCUCUUUUUCUCUUCUUUUUUUGAUUUCUUUCUUUUGUAUCUCUCCUCUCUUUUUACUUCUCUUUCUUUGCAUCUCUCCUCUCUUUUUACUUCUCUUUCUUUGCAUCUCUUCUCUCUUUUUACUUCUCUUUCUUUGCAUCUCUUCUCUCUUUUUACUUCUCUUUCUUUGCAUCUCUUCUCUCUUUUUACUUCUCUUUCUUUGCAUCUCUUCUCUCUUUUUACUUCUCUUUCUUUCAUCUCUCCUCUCUUUUUACUUCUCUUUCUUAUUGUCUCUUCUCUCUUUUUACUUCUCUUUCUUUGCAUCUCUUCUCUCUUUUUACUUCUCUUUCUUUGCAUCUCUCCUCUCUUUUUACUUCUAUUUCUUUGCAUCUCUCCUCUCUUUUUACUUCUCUUUCUUUGCAUCUCUUCUCUUUUUACUUCUCUUUCUUUGCAUCUCUCCUCUCUUUUUUUUUCUUUCUUUUUGCAUCUCUUCUCUCUUUUUACUUCUCUUUCUUUGCAUCUCUCCUCUCUUUUUACUUCUCUUUCUUUGCAUCUCUUCUCUCUUUUUACUUCUCUUUCUUUGCAUCUCUUCUCUCUUUUCCUUCUCUUUCUUUGCAUCUCUCUCUUUUUCCACUCUUUCUUUGCAUCUCUCCUCUCUUUUUUUACUUCUCUUUCUUUGCAUCUCUCCUCUUUUUUACUUCUAUUUCUUUGCAUCUCUCCUCUCUUUUUACUUCUCUUUCUUUGCAUCUCUCCUCUCUUUUACUUCUCUUUCAUUCUUCUCUCUUUUACUUCUCUUUCUUUGCAUUUCUUCUCUCUUUUUACUUCUCUUUCUUUGCAUCUCUCCUCUCUUUUUGCCUUCUCUUUCUUUGCAUCUCUUCUCUCUUUUUACUUCUCUUUCUUUUGUCUCUCUCUCUCUUUUUCCACCUCUCUUCCGUUGCAUCUCUUCUCUCUUUUUCCUCUUUCUUUGCAUCUCUCCUCUCUUUUACUUCUCUUUCUUUGCAUCUCUUCUCUCUUUUACUUCUCUUUCUUUGCAUCUCUUCUCUCUUUUUUACUUCUCUUUCUUUGCAUCUCUUCUCUUUUUUACUUUCUCUUUCUUUGCAUCUCUCCUCUCUUUUUACUUCUUUUCUUUGCAUCUCUUCUCUCUUUUACUUCUCUUUCUUUUGCAUCUCUUCUCUCUUUUUUACUUCUCUUUCUUUGCAUCUCUUCUCUCUUUUUUUACUUCUUUCUUUGCAUCUCUUCUCUCUUUUACUUCUUUUUCUUUGCAUCUCUCCUCUUUUUACUUCUCUUUCUUUGCAUCUCUUCUCUCUUUUACUUCUCUUUCUUUGCAUCUCUCUCUUUUCUUCUCUUUCUUUGCAUCUCUUCUCUCUUUUUACUUCUCUUCCUUUGCAUCUCUUCUCUCUUUUUACUUCUCUUUCUUAUUGUCUCUUCUCUCUUUUUUCCUCUCUUCUGUUGCAUCUCUUCUCUCUUUUUUCCACUCUUUCUUUGUAUCUCUCCUCUCUUUUUACUUCUCUUUCUUUGCAUCUCUCCUCUCUUUUUACUUCUCUUUCUUUGCAUCUCUUCUCUCUUUUACUUCUCUUUCUUAUUGUCUCUUCUCUCUUUUUCCUCUCUUCCGUUGCAUCUCUUCUCUCUUUUUCCACUCUUUCUUUGUAUCUCUCCUCUUUUUACUUCUCUUCCUUUGCAUCUCUUCUCUCUUUUUACUUCUCUUUCUUAUUGUCUCUUCUCUCUUUUUUCCUCUCUUCUGUUGCAUCUCUUCUCUCUUUUUUCCACUCUUUCUUUGUAUCUCUCCUCUCUUUUUACUUCUCUUUCUUUGCAUCUCUCCUCUCUUUUUACUUCUCUUUCUUUGCAUCUCUUCUCUCUUUUUACUUCUCUUUCUUAUUGUCUCUUCUCUCUUUUUUCCUCUCUUCCGUUGCAUCUCUUCUCUCUUUUUUCCACUCUUUCUUUGUAUCUCUCCUCUCUUUUUACUUCUCUUUCUUUGCAUCUCUCCUCUCUUUUUACUUCCCUUUCUUUGCAUCUCUUCUCUCUUUUUACUUCUCUUUCUUAUUGUCUCUUCUCUCUUUUUUCCUCUCUUUCUUUGUAUCUUUCUUUCUUUUUUGCUCUUUCUUCAUUUCAUUCAAAUUUCCUUUCUGCCAUUUCUUUCCUACCUCCUAUUUUUUUCUUGCUUUCUUUUUUUUUUCUUCAUCUUCUUUAUUCUUUUCAUUAUCCCUUCUUCUUUACCGUCAUUUUUCUGUCAUUACUCUUUUCAUUCUUUUUCCUAUUUUCCUUCAUCUAUUCCUUCUUUUGGUUUCUGGAUUCCUAUGGUAGUUUUGUUUCGUCAGUCAUAGAAGAUCUGUUAACACAACAUUAUAAAUGA